Ahaetulla prasina is the source of this 1613-nucleotide messenger RNA. Its product is annotated as testis-specific serine/threonine-protein kinase 4-like. NCBI's taxonomy places the organism in Eukaryota, Metazoa, Chordata, Lepidosauria, Squamata, Colubridae. The record is from RefSeq and is a predicted model, not a curated record. Gene Ontology annotation, biological process: protein phosphorylation. Bases 798 to 1073 code for a protein of 91 amino acids. The transcript has a single exon. Gene Ontology annotation, molecular function: protein kinase activity; ATP binding.
UCUGCUUGAGCGAGGGGUUGGACUAGAAGACCUCUAAGACCCCUUUCGAUUCUGUUAUUCUGAAUUCUGCACAGACCAAACGACAAGAAAGAUCCAAGGAAGACCAGAAAAGAGACAGGGGGAUUCUGGGAGUUGAAGUCGACCCAUCUUCAUGAGGCUGAGGCUGAGGAACAGCAAACGCACCAGGGAUCGGCGUCCCUCCGUCCAUCGAUACUCUUUCCUUCUUAGCCUCUUGUGGAAUGUUCUCCAAGGUCCCUCUUGGAAGACAAUGCCCGCCAUCCAUUUCUAGAACCUUCUCUACGGUAACCGGAACGCCGCUAACCAAUCAGGGUAGCCAGAAGGCUUAAACGUGACUAUGGCAUCAUCGGAACUUUGGUGCGAUCCAGUCAAGAGUGAUUCCGGUCAACGCCUUCAGGUCUUGGAGGUUGCAGCCCAUUAAUCCCUCUGAUAUUGUCACAGGGAAGCAGUCUUGUGGGUGCUCCUAUCCUAGACGCGACAGGGUGAAGACAGGUGGAUCCCGACAGGAUCCCCCAACCUCCACCCGAUCCUCUCUCAACCAAGCUCAAGUUCCUCUUCCAGAUCUCUUUGGGGAAAGGAACACACAAAGCGGGAGGAACGGUUGAUCCUUUCUGUCGAAGGUUCCUUGUGGUUUUUCCGACCAGGGGUCCCACGAGACGUGGUCUACUCCACCGUCCUCGGCGACGGAUCCUUCUCCACCUCUGAAGUCUUAACCGGGAGCCGAGAUCGAAUCGACCAAUCGCCGGAAGGGGAUCUCCCCGGCAAAGGAGCUUUCCGCCAUGGUGGAACAUUCGACCUCCACGCCGUACGUCUCGGUGAUGGACCAGUACGGCUACCAAAUCGGCAAAGCCAUCGGGCACGGCUCGUACGGGACCGUCUACGAAGCUUACUUCUCCAAGCAGAAGUCCAUGGUGGCCAUUAAGAUCAUCUCCAAGAAGAAGGCCUCGGAGGAUUAUCUCACAAAAUUCUUACCCAGGGAAAUACAGGUCAUUCUCGGUGUGAAUGGUUCAGGGGGUGCGGCCAGCCAGCCAUCGCUACGGGUUCGGCGACCUUGAUCAAAUUUCCACCAACGGUUCGCACGAACCGGUGCGAACCGGAUGAAUCCCUCCUCUGAGGUGUGGGUGUGUGUUUGUGUGCAGGCGUUUAUCUCCUGAAAGUUGUGAAUCGCUUGUAAACAUCUACCUUCGUACCUUUAGAGGAACCCCUGUAAGGUAGCCCUCAAUUUACAACAGUUUGUUUAGUGACCGUUCAAAGUUACAACAACAUUGAAAAAAAGAGACCAGUCGUCGGCCAAAAUGACUGACGACCGUUUUUCUCACUUACGACCCUGGCAGCCGUAGUCACGUGAUCAAAAUUCAUACACCUGGCAACUGGCUCAUAUUUAUGACGGUUGCAAUGUCCCAGGGUCCCGUGAUCCCCUCUUGCGACCUUCUGACAGAGCGACGUCCAAUAGGGAAGCCAGAUUCACAUAACAGCCACGUUCCACUUCACGACGGUGGUGAGAAAUAUUGUUAAAAUGGGGCAAAACUGGCUUAAAUGUCGGGCUCGCUUGUGGAGGAACGUCGGGCUCGCAGGAACGUCGCAGGAACGUCGUA